ACAACAACUCCUUCUAGUUCGAGCCAUCGGCCCUGCUACAUGUUGAUGCUUUUGUUUUUACAUCACAUCGACAUGAACGAAAUGCGCUGAGGAAAUGAAAGUAUCUGCCAAAGAAUAACCCAUGCAGCAGCUCCAAAUGCUGCCCAAGCCCGAACCCUCCCUCCGUAGAAGAAAGAGGAUGUGUAGUUGGGCGGAUUCUACUCCUGCAAUCAGAGCUGAUCGUCCUGCUGAAAUAAAUCGUUCAUGUGAGGAUUUGGAUUGUCGCAAUAAACGAAAAAUUAACUCGAAGCAAGGAAGCGACCGUAAACAGCAGCACCCCUCUUUUGCACGAGACCAUAAUUCUUGCAGCGCGGCUGAAAUAUUGAUUCCUGCCGAGGAAAUAACGACUAGCAGUGGCAUGACAAGCGACGGGGCCAGUGGCUGCCCGCCAUACGACCCUUCAGGGUCGUCUACUUCGGCCUCAAGCCGUGUAGUUCCAGCAACGGCGAGCCGGCCCAAGAGGGGAACUUCUAGUAAGCGAAGUGGUGAUUUUUAUGCCAGGAACAAGAGACAGCGGCGAGCAGCACGCGAUGCGCAACUGCAGGCAGAAAACGAUCUUGAUGCAUUAGGGCAAAAAGUUUCGCAGCUGCUGGCGCAACUAUGCGCAACAUGUCGGGACCUCAGCCGAAAGACCACCCGCACGCUCGGGCGAUGGCAUCAACAUCAUUUUGCCGACCGCACGACAGAAAGAAACACGUCGAUAGCUUGUUGCGCCAGAAGGAACAGGAGCUGUAUAAUUUUGAAAAACCAGCAGGCGCAGGCCCGCCCCGCCAAGAAUUUCUACGCCGGAAAAAGCAAGAGCUUUCCCAGACACAAAGUUUUCGGGAGUAUCUGUGUCACCCUGGCAUCCACAUCUUUGCUGCUGAAAGCCGCUUGGGUGCUUCAUUCCCUUCUUCUACACGGCACGUUUCCAAGGGUGGUCCUGGCGCAACAAGAAUCGCAGAUGCAACAAGGGAACUCCGCCGGCGCGAGCAAUGCUCCCUUGGGCAACAUGAAUCUGCUCCAAAAUUCCCCCUGCCAGCAGGUCGCGCGUUGCAAAUUCGAGCAGGAACUGUUGCCGCAACUGCAAACGGUGGAUAAGCAGCUGUUCGAGGAGCAAAACGUGCAGCCCGCUCUGGAAACGCUCCUCCUCCUGGCCGAGAAAUUUUUCAAGGAACCGGGCGACGCCCUGGACUGCCGUUCCGGCGGGGCGCUGGUGUUUUACCGGCUCGCCGAGAUCUACCGACACAGCGUGAACGCCCCGCAACGGGCCCACAACCUGUACCAACUCGCGAUGAGCAUGUUCUGGGACAUGAGCCGCGAGCCCAACGGCCUGGAGUGUCUGGAAACGGGGCAGGUGUGGAGUUUGGAUUUUAACGCCUUCAUGGAGGCGUACUUGACUUUGGCCAAACAAGUGCACCGACACGAACCGGAGGGCUUACCCCCUGCGUUUGCGUACGACAAGAAUAAGAGCAAAAAGCGGAGGAUCGCGAUAACGUCGGUUUGUGCGUACGCAGAAUCGCACAUGCUGUACGAAUUGUAUCCGCUGGUGAAGCAAAACAGGGACCGAUACGCAAAACUGAACGGGUAUGAUUAUGUUGUAGCUUUACGCUAGUACUUCAAACUUGAGUUGUCGCAGCAACGGGAAUAGACACGGAUGCAGCUCCGACGUUGGUAGCUUGAUUUUGACAGCGUAGUCUAUUUCUAGGCCUCAAUAAUCACAAGGACAAGUGUUUAGCAUUACUUGUUCCUAAGUACUUAGAACCCAUAUGUUCCAUCUCUACUAUCCCAGGUACGACUCCCACCUCUGGAACACAACCUUUGACGCAAGCCGCGCCCCCGUUUGGUCCGCAGUCGGCCUGCCCCUCUCGCUUGUCCAGAAAAAAACCGACUACGAUUGGAUUUUGGCCGCCGACUGCGACAUGAUGUUCAUCAACAUGGACGUGAAAAUCGAGCAGAUCCUCGACGAGUAUGUGAACGAGGAGCAAGACCCGGACGCAAAAAACGUUCACGUGUUAAUUACCGAGGACGGGCGGGGACUUGCAGGUGGGAUCUUCCUCAUCCGGAAUUCGCCCGAGGGGAGGGCGAUCAUCGAGUCGGUGUACGGGAGUCAUCUGCCCGUGCCGAAUGUCUACGACCGGCAUGAUUUACGGGACCAGUGGUCGUUUCUGUGGCAUUUUAUCCGGCCGAAGGCGACGGAGGCGAUGAAACCCAUGGAGCUGGUUGUCGGUAUAUUGAUAUGUUGCUGCGUUUUCAUUUAGAUGUUCAGCAUGACAGGAAGCACAGUAAAUUGACAGUUGUGCAACACAAAUUGUCGGUCGUCAUCAACGUGUAAACCUACACGUAACUCAGGCUCCGGCACGCGGGAUUGGCGCAUGCUGGAAUAUCGGGACCAGGUUCGCCUCAUCCCCCAGAAGUAUCUCAAUGCCUACCCUUGGGCCAGCUGUCGGCCCAGCCACCAUUGUUUUGACGAUGAUAAGGACCUGGUGGUCAGCUUCAUCACGCUGGGUUCGUUUUCGAAGGAAAUGGCGUACGCCAUGUUGAACAAAUUCUUGGAGCAGAGUUUGCAAAGUUACGAGAAAAUUACGGGGAGCCGGGAGUUGUGAAGAAGCGAAUUGAUCAUGCGGCGCGGAUGCUGCGAGUGCGACGCACACGCGGGAUUGUUUUUUUUUGAAGUAGAUGGCAACAGUAAGAAAGUCUUAGGGAGAAAUACUUAAUAAAUCAAUCAUCAGACAACAGAAAUCAAGUGGAAUUGAGUGCAACUAUCUCAGAGAUGAAAAGAAGUGCGCCUGUGAAACACACUGGUAGCACACGAAUAUCAUUUUUGUUUUAACGCUUGCUAUGGCGUUGGCUAAUUUUUUUUCAUUGAAGUUGACCUAGUACAGAAGUAGG
Molecule: messenger RNA, 2910 nt
Organism: Amoebophrya sp. A120
Lineage: Eukaryota; Dinophyceae; Syndiniales; Amoebophryaceae
Source: the annotation of a GenBank genome assembly